CCGCGGUGCUGAACCGCCGCUCUCCGCGGUGCUGAACUGCCGCUCUCCGCGGUGCUGAACCGCCGCUCUCCGCGGCGCUGAACUGCCGCUCUCCGCGGUGCCGAGGCGGCUGCGCGCUGCGCGGGCGGCGUCAUGGUGUUCGCGCCAGGUGAGAAGCCGGGCCCAGAGUUGGACGAAGUGAGGCUGCAGAACGCCAGCAAGCAGAUCGUGCAGGCAGUCAUCCUGCGAGCGGUGCAGCAAGUGUCCCAGGAGAGCCAGCAAAGGGAGAGGCGACCGCACGGCAGCAUGAGUAUCCAGCGGGAAAGAGGAAAGUUAACCAAGAAGCAUGAAAAGAAGUAAAGGAGAGGAUUGAUUAUUUGGAUCCUCCAUCCCACAAUAUUUUCAGCCUCCUCCGUAGUAUCAGCUGUAUCAGCCAAUGCAAUGCUACUGCUGUAAAGCAAACCAAAGCAUAAGCGACACCUAGAUAGAGAGUAAAGCUGCAAUAGUCCUCAGUUGAGAAAUAUUAAGUGCAUUAGGUGAUUAACUCUGUAUUUAUGCAGUGCCUCUUAACAGAAACAAUCAUAGCUAUAAAAGUAGUUUCCAGCACAAGCUUUUAUGGUAUGGACUUAUAUUCAAAAGCUUCUGUGUGCAGUGUCCAUGUCAGCUCAACCGGCCAGACUCUACUCUGAGUUACUGGGCUCACUGGGGUUGUCUUCACUGAAGAAAUAAUUUGCUGUUGAGUGUAGGAAAUUGCUUUCAAACUGCCUUGAAACAUGAGUUUAUAGUUCGUUUUGAUUAAACAUGGACUAUGUGAAAUGGAUGUGUAAAGGGGUUUUGGUAAGAUCUAUCAUCCAAUCUCUCUUUUCUUUGUUUUCUUUUUCAUCCUGGAAGAAGAAAAAAAAAGCAGCCCAGUAAAACUUUACCAUACUAUGAUCUAUGACCACAGAUCUAUGAUCUAUGUCUUCUUUUAAAGAAGUUAAAAGAAGUACUGAAGCUCUGGUCUACUUAUUUGAUAUACUUCUGUAUAAAUGUCACUUGUGCCUCAACUACUCCUUUUAAUUUUUUUUUGCUGUUUAAAGAAACUCUUAUUAUUGAUAUACUGGUAUGCAGCUCCUCCUUCAGCUUUGCAAGCUGUGGCUUGAUUUUUAGAAAAUGAAUAUUGGAGUGACUUAAAAGAAAGUUUAAAAUUUAUUGGUAUGUUGAAAACCAGAAAUAUAUUGUAUCCAAAUUCUGUUACGGGAGAUAGUUUCUGAAUGCUAGUUUAAAGGAGCUCUAAAUAUUUGCAGCUGUUAUAUAGAUUCACCAUAARUAGCAUUGCACUAAGCCUAUAAUACAGAAUUUAUCCUUUAAAUGCUCUCUAUAGCUAAAGAAAUUCAUAAUACUACUGAAAUAUAAAUAAAUGUAGUUCGACUUUCUUGCUCCCUUACUGUGAUGACUGCACUGUUACAUAUCUAAAAUGAAUAACGGCUUAUUUCGUUCUAGAAAUGGCUUGAAGUUCCACUUCAGAUGAAUUGCUGUAAUAAUAUAUCUAGGAAUACGGAGAAAAAGAUGCACAGGACGUGCAAAGAAGGAAACAAACUUCUGCAAUAGCCUUUCUAUACARUAAGAUGUUUCUCAAAGAGAAACAAUGUAAUUGACUAUUAGUGUGUCCUACUGCUUGUGUUAAACAGCUUCAGGAUUCUUUCUGAUGCCUUGAGGCUUGGCUCAUGAAUAGACAUGUACUGUAACAUUAAGUCUCUGAAAUCUGCUGGGUUCCAUUUUCUU
Molecule: messenger RNA, 1743 nt
Organism: Nothoprocta perdicaria
Lineage: Eukaryota; Metazoa; Chordata; Aves; Tinamiformes; Tinamidae
Gene: AKAIN1
Product: A-kinase anchor inhibitor 1
Exons: 2
Coding region: 133-339 (68 amino acids)
Source: RefSeq, a predicted model, not a curated record